ACUUUUUUGUUCUAAAAUAUGUGUAUAUGUUUAAUACUUCUCUGAAUGAAAUCAAUUCCUUAUGCAUGACUUUGUAUAAGAUUCAAUAUUAUAUAUACCUAUGAUAUGCUUUUAAAUUGAGUCAAAGGAAUUCAUCUCAAGUACUGGGUUGAGAAUUUAAGACUAUUUAAUUCUAUAGACGUCAUCUUGUUUGUUUUUUUAAACUUGAUGUGAAAAUACGGAGAAGUUAAAAACAUGAGGUCAGCAACAUAUAUCUGAAUAAAAACGGAGUCAUAUUUCAUCUGGACCAGUGAAUUGUAACUAAACUGUGACCAUGGUUUUGAUAUUCAUUUACAUGAAAAAAUUAGUGAAGUUUUCCUCGGAGUUAGGUUUAGAAAAAAGUUAAAAGGAAAUCAAAAUAUUUAACAUCAAAUUAAAGGUUACAGAGUAAAGGUGCCUCAUUCCAUAGUAUGACAGUGAUAUUAGCUGACCAUGUGCCCAGCCUUGUUCAUCACCAUGGUAACCACACUCCCCACCCUGGUUCUCCUGUCCCUGGUACCUGGGCUCAUGGCGCUGCAGUUCCUGGAGGAGCCCACAGGCGCUGUUGUAGAGUUUAACAAGCCUUUCUGGCUGCACUGUAGAGCUGAACACAAUGGUUUGGAAAUCACUUACAACUGGGAACACAACGCUCGACUUCUUCCGUUUCAUGAGAACCAGGUUAUUUAUAGUAACGGGACCCUGUACCUCCGCCGUGUAACAUAUGAUGAUGUUGGCAACUACACCUGUUCAGCAAGAUACAAUGGGGUAUACAUCCGCAGUAGAAAUGCUUCAUUGGAUAUUGCCACCAUCAGUCCCACAUUCAACAUCCACCCGGUGUCACGGACUGUGUUGCUAGGCGACCGCGUGGAACUUGUAUGUGAAAUCACCAGUCUGCCACCUGCAAAUAUUACUUGGACACUCGAUGGUGAACUAGUUUCACAAGACACAGUCAACAUUGGCAACAAUGGGGAGAGCAUCCUGGUCAUGGAUCCGGUCAUGUACGACCAGGCAGGCCGGUACAAAUGUAUGGCUACCAACUCUGUGAAUCACGUGCACAGAUUUAGCUUGGAGGGGAAACUCACAGUGCAAGGCCAGCCUGUGUUUCUAGCGUCCCUGAAGGCUGUGAGUGUUCCCCUUGGAUACACGGCAACCUUCACCUGCAGUUACCAUGGCAACCCCGACCCAGAUAUCACAUGGUACCGGCACGACCUCAGCGACCUUGGUGAUGUCACAAGCAUGCGACUGAAUAACUCCUCGAAAUAUGCUGUAUACCCAAAUGGAACACUGCAAGUCUAUAAAGCUACAUAUGAAGAUGAGGCGUUCUACACGUGCACCGCUGGAAAUGUUUUCGGAGAAUUAUCUGACUCAGCAAAACUUAAUAUAACUGGUAAGGCCGAAGCCCCGCUGUUUAUCCAGGUGCCGCAAAAUGUGACUGUAACUAAGGGAGAUGGGGCUAGUCUUUACUGUGACUGUGGAGGGAAACCUGACCCCCUCAUAACAUGGCGGAAGGGCCAGAAGGAGGUACCAUCAGACAACGGAACUCUGACAAUACAGAGUACCCAGUCUACUGACACAGACUGGUAUACAUGUGUCUGUGCAAAUGGAGAAGGUUCAGUGAACCAGUCUGCUUUUGUUGAUGUACAAACCCAUCCAAGUUUCCCCUCCUUACCCCCGGCUAGCCAGAUUGUCCUUAAGGGUGAGGAGUUGACCCUGGAUUGUGUUGCAGAGGGAAACCCGACACCGACCAUAACCUGGGACACACCUAGCAGAGGUCAGUCUUUGACAAUGGCUGAUUCCACUGCCAGUGUGACCUUGACUUCAAGUGGCAGUUUGAGAGUGAAGGUUAUGACCUUGGCUGAUACUGGGGAGUACACAUGCACUGCCAGCAACCAUGUGGGAACUGCCCUGGUUUCUACAUUAGUAAGAGUGGAAGCACCUCCAGUGAUGACAGUGCGACCAGUCAGCCAGGGUGUUGUUGUGAACCAGUCUGUAUAUCUUCACUGUAAUGCUAGUGGAGUGCCCUCUCCAGUGAUUAAAUGGUCAAUUGAUGGCCGAGGGGACAUUUUAUCAACUAUUCACACACAGGUGUUUAUGAACCACAGCCUGGUUGUACGAGAUGUCGCUGUGUCAGACAGCGGAGUAUACAGAUGUACAGCCUCUAACCCUCAUGGCCAGGCACAGGCUGUGGCUACUGUCACCGUCACAGUUCCCCCAAGCUUCAGUGUGGUUCCCAGCAAUGCUACAGUUGAAGUUGGAGAGAGUGUUGCCCUGCAGUGUCGUGCUGACGGGGAACCGGUACCAGACCAAUGGUGGACCAGAGAUGGACGGCAGCUUGUGCUGGAUCACAACAUGAUAAUGUCUGUUGACAAGACUGGUCUGGUUAUCCUUGCCAUCCAGCCAGGUCAGUUUGGUCAGUACAGCUGUCAGGCUUCAAACCUCGGCGGAACAGCCUCUGUGUCUGCAUGGGUCACAGAGUUCGAUGUUCCUGUGUUCAUCAGCCCUCCUCAGAAUAUGACUGUGAACCAGUCUGCUAGUGUUACCUUGACCUGUACCGGAAGUGCCCGGGAACCGCCCUCCACAGACUGGUUUAAGGGACAAUUAGGGCAGGCUAUCCAGAGCCAGGAUGCUGGGGGCAGAGUUACUGUUACUGGAGAGGGAAAUUUAGUUAUUCAGGGUGUAUUGAAGUCUGAUGAGGACUGGUACACAUGUGUGCUGAGAAACUCUGCAGGCAGUGUAAACCAGUCUGCCUUCAUACAUGUACAGGUUCCUCCAAAAAUCACAAGCACAAACACCCCACAACUCACAACUGUCCAAUCAGCAGUCACCCUCACCUGUCAAUCAUCUGGUGAUCCCGUCCCCACAUAUGAAUGGCUCACUCCCAUUGGUCAGCUGGCCACAUCCACGCGUGUUACACACAACACGCACACCAUACAGGAAGUGAGACAGGAAGAUGCUGGUGACUGGACUUGCCGGGCUUGUAACCUGCUGGGCUGUGAUACAGCUGUGGUGGCCAUCAUUAUUGAAGGACUGCCAGAGAUCCAGGGCCUCACAGGUGAGAGGUCAGGUAGUCAGGUGAUAUUGGAAUGUUCUGUUGCUGGGCAACCACCUCCAGCUGUGACCUUCACCUCCGGGGCUCAACUGGUGACCUCUGACACGGAUAGUCAUGCUGUCGAGGGCAACAGACUGGUUAUAGAGGGAGAGAGUGUGAGGGAGGAGUAUACAUGUGUUGCCACUAACAACCAGGGAACAGCUACCAGGGCUGUGUCAGUGGCAUCAGAAACACCAGCCCCUAAAGUGUUGGACAAGGGCUCAAGUUGGGUAACUGUGCAGUGGACCUUGCCUGGGAGUGAGGGUAACCUCCCAUUAUUGCAGUUUGUUGUACAAUAUUCCUCCAACGGAGGCAGAUCUUGGACCGAUGCCAUGACUAUGCCCUACAGUGGUGGUCAAGGUGGAAGAAACCUUGGUCAGUGGGAAGGAAAUGUAACAGAUCUGGGCGCCUACACAGAGUACAGUUUUCGAGUGCUGACUGAAAAUGUGCUGGGUAGAGGACAAGGCAAUGCUUCCUCUAGUGUUCAAACUGUAGCUGGAACGCCUUCCCCACCCACCAAUGUCCUGGGCCUGGAGAUCAAGCAGGGAACCAUCCUCUUCAUGUGGGACCCACCGGCCAAGCUGAAUGGACCCAAAGGUGACAUCCAGUUCCCAUACACGGUGAUUGAGGUGAGGGAAGGGAGGCGACUCUUGUUGGCACAGGGAGUAGUCAACAGUAACCAGACAUACCAGGUUGAAAUCAAUGGUCUUGGGGAGUCCACCUACAAACUGUCAGUGUGGAGUCACAACACGGCACUUAACCUCUCCAGCGAACAUGUUUCGUUUGACCUUGACAUGUCCUCCGGGGUUAUUGUUAAUCCCAAUUCUACCCCUGGUCAGUCCACUCUGCCUGCAGAGAAGAUUAUAGCCAUCAUAUUUGGUGGACUAGGCGGGCUGAUACUGGUUGCCGUGGUUAUUUUCAUCAUUCUACGUGUCCGACACCAGCGCAAGUCCAAGUCUCUGUCACUUGUGAACCACCAACUCUCGCUGGACCAGUUCUACAUGGAAAACCCCAGAUCGCUGUAUGAUGAAGACACCAAAUCAUCAAAACGAAUCAGCCGUAUCAGCUUCUACAGUUUUGACGAGAACUUCCAGAGUAAUAGAUCCCUAAACAAGGCAGGGAAGGGAUCACCACAUCGAGACUCUUUGAUACAAACUGACGUACAGCUGAUCUCAAGGAGUCCCCUACAAAAUAACUAUGAUAAACAAGCAUCAUUGAACAAAAGCAUUUCAUCCCUUGUUGAAGCUUCUACCUCUACAAAUGGCCGCAAGCCAGCUCACCGACUCUCAUGUACGCCUCAGAAAUCCCUGGAGAGUAUUCCAGACACCAGUGCAAUAGAAGAAACAGAUAGUAAAACAUUUAGUGUCUCAAAUGUGAAAAGCUCAACUCCAUGUAGUAAAGCAUUGAGGUCUACAAAGAGACCCCUCAGCCUACCUGUGGAGACCAUUAGGUAUGAGAAGUAUGGGGAGAAGGAGGGGGAGUCUAUUUGUGAAGAGUAUUCAAAGGGGGAUCACUCUGAGAGAAGGAAAUCAUUAACUCCCCUGUCUGCCAAAGAUCUGGAGGAGGACCUGUCUAAUAUAUAUGGAUCCGUUCAAGAAAUCCAGUCUGUGAAUGGAGUGAACAAGUCCCUGGAACAUAUUUAUUCCAGUGUCCAUAGCAACAGUCCUGUGACUUCAGUGCCUAUACCUAAAUCAGUGCCUGAUGACCAAUCAGAACACUCAAAUAGGUCAUGUGAUCCAAAACCACCAAUCAGAGUCAUUUCACCAGCAUACUUAAAUGGUUCAAAGAAAACUUCUCAACUUUCUCAAAGCAAAACAGACAAAAAUAGUAAUUACAAAUACGCAUCAAACAAAGUGAAAGAUAUGGACUCAAGAUUUCCCAGGGAAACUAGAUCCAUGUCUCCAAAAGGAGAGUAUUUGAAAGAUAAACUUCCAGUCAGAGUUGUUUCCCUUGAACAUGUUGGUGAUGAGGGUUGUUAUGCCAAGAUUGAGAAAGGGCCGAUAAAAAAGCACUGUGCUUUUGAUGGAAACUGUGAUUUAGGGCUGCACUUUCACUGUUAUGGCAAGAGGCAAAGUGGUGCUAGUGAUGAAAAAGAUACUGACGUGAGAGAACGUUUACUAAAUGGCAACAAUGUUGAGGACAAAAACAAGAAAAACAAGAAAAAUGUGGUAGAUGACAAUUUCCUUUCUGAGGAAGAGAUUCAACUUGAGGUAGAAAGUGCACAAUUGUAUUAGUGGGUAAUAGUGUCUUUAAAUGAAAAAAUAUGUGCAAUUUCCCAGAUUGAAUGCUUAAUUCUGUCACAUUUAUGUUCAGCAUAAUCCUAGUAUAUAUUGAUAUUGGUACAUUUAUUUUGUUAAUAAUACUCAAACAAUUACAAUAGAAAAUGAAUACAAAAAGCUGUUCCAGGAUUAUGCUCAGCCAUGUUCUUGCUUACAGUCCUUGCAAUGUGUUCAGGAUGCUGAGAUUACUAUAUGGUGUUCCGAGUGGCUCAAAAGUUUACUAUCAACAAGAGUAAGACAAAAGAUACAACUACAGUUUAGGCUAUAAAUAGAAUACAACAACAGUCAUACAUUACAGCUGAAGCUAUAUCCAUAGCUAUAAUUAAAAUCAAUCUGUAGUGAAUAUACAGCAGUAGCUGGUGGCCUUUGUCAAAUAAACGUAUGAAAUUGAAUUGAAUACAGCAGUAGCUGUAUUUCGGCGCCAGACGAUAAGCUAUAGCUUUUUUUCAUUGUUCUUGCUUUACUUGAAAAUACAACAACAGCUACACACUACAGCCAUGGCUAUAAAUAAACAGCUGUAGCUGUAUGCCAGCUGUAACUGUAUGCUCUAUAUUCUAUCGGUCAAUGUUGUAAUUUUGUAACUUUUGGGCCACUCACUACACCAUAUUACUGGGUAUUAAAAACUGUUGUUUUUUUUUAGUUUAUUUGAUUUGUAAUUAAUUUCAUAUACAUUAUAUACAUCUCUGAUCAUGUUAGUGCUCAUUUACAAGAAAUAGAAGUUUUAUCUGUAUAUCCAUUUUAGAAUGGUAUUAUUAUUGUUUACAUUCUCAUUUUACAUGAACUUUUUCAUUCAGGCAUGUCUUUUUGAGAUUGCAAAAUUGUGCAUUGUUUAAAUGUAUGUAUAUAGGCUGUGAUAACAUUAUUUUGUAUACUAUUGACUUGUUUUGAUCAGAUGUUAUAGUUUGUAUUUAUUGAUUAUUGACACAGUUAUUUAUUGUCAAGGUUAAUUUAUUUCUGGACAUGAGAAAGGUUUUGGGCUUCUUUUAGCCCACCAGUGUAUGGAUACAACCUAGUUUUGAAGUAAUCAACAAGUUUUAUACAGUCAUCCAGAUAAGACUUUUGUAUGAAAAAGCUCAAAUUCUUUCAUUAUUGCUUGGCAUCAAAUUUUUUGAAACAAGCCCUGCUGUAUAAAAUCCAGAAUUUGAGCAAGCCAGGAAAGCAUUUUACCAGUACAGGGCUUAUGUUCUUGUGCUAAUUUCAACCAGUUUAUGAAGCUUUAAAUUAAAUGAAUUGUUUAUAAGAAACAUGUAUGUUGUAGUUUGCAUGCAUUACUAUAAACAGAUUUCCCAAUUAACUGGGACAUGAAUUAAGUAUCAUUCAAUCAAGAGUUAUGGUACCCGAUUAAAAACUUGCACAAAGCUGUUAAUGAACCAGGUAACAUCUCUCUUCAUUUAAUCAAGUUCAAAUUAUUGCCUUAAGUACAUGUCAGGCAAAAUGACAUAUACGCAAAAUCCAUUAAGAUUGGCCUCGUUAAUUACCUACUUUGUUUUACCAAAGAAUGUAUUUAAUUUUAUUCCAUGUGCGUUUGCUUAUCAAGGGUUAGCAUGUGACUAGUAAAUAUCUACAUUAGUUCAACAGUUGAGUUUUAAUAUCAGGGUGCUUCCACAUCAUGUCAAUUAAUUUUUGUAGCAGUGAAAAAGUGCAGCUUCUUUUUUCAAACAGCUGGUUUUCUGUUCAAUUCAAAACAGUGUUUCAGUGCAUGUACAUCCCACUUAUUUACAUAAAUUAUUUUUUGAUGAGCAUAAUAUAUUGAUAAGAUCAUGUAAUAGGUAAUUCAAUGCCUGCUUCAUGUAAAAUAAUGGUUGUUGAAAAGUGAUUAUUUUUGUACUUUCAAGAGAAUUCAAUAAAAUACUCCUCAAUCACAAA
Molecule: messenger RNA, 7251 nt
Organism: Mya arenaria
Lineage: Eukaryota; Metazoa; Mollusca; Bivalvia; Myida; Myidae
Product: hemicentin-1-like
Exons: 29
Coding region: 472-5340 (1622 amino acids)
Biological process (GO): cell adhesion; axon guidance
Cellular component (GO): plasma membrane
Molecular function (GO): protein binding
Source: RefSeq, a predicted model, not a curated record